Messenger RNA from Hyla sarda, 783 nucleotides. RefSeq names its product histamine H3 receptor-like. The record is from RefSeq and is a predicted model, not a curated record. Gene Ontology annotation, molecular function: G protein-coupled receptor activity. The transcript has 3 exons. The coding region runs from base 298 to 723 and encodes 141 amino acids. Gene Ontology annotation, biological process: adenylate cyclase-activating adrenergic receptor signaling pathway. Lineage: Eukaryota; Metazoa; Chordata; Amphibia; Anura; Hylidae. Gene Ontology annotation, cellular component: membrane.
GAUAAAUUGCUUUGGGAUUGACAUUGACAGUUUGCCAUGACCCCAGAGAGAGAUUUGUAUAUAGAGAUUGUCUCAGCAGCAUUGAUGCCCUAUAUACAUUGGGUACAUGUGGCACUCGUGUUUUCACAGGACUCAUGAUUUAUAUACCUUACUUGCAUGUGAAGGGCAUUUCUGUAACGCUGCACAUUGUUUGCCCCUUUACUUAACAUAAUUCAUGGUCUUCAUAAACAAUACUAUGAUAAAGGGGAAAACAUCAUUCUAACAUUAUUGAGACAUAGAUGAAAUACUGUUUCUAGAAUGUCAGCCAUUACACACAGCAAUAACACAGGGGUCAAUGUCUCUGCUAUGAAUGGCACUGCUAGUUUUGAACUGCUUUAUUCUGAAAGUAUCAAAGCCAUUUUGACUGUGCUCAUAUCUUUGCUGAUUGUGAUCACAAUUCUUGGUAAUGUUCUGGUAAUGUUCGCUUUUAUUUUAGACAAAACGCUCAGAAGUCAAAGCAACUUCUUUCUUCUGAAUCUGGCCAUCUGUGAUUUCUUAUUAGGGGCAGUUGCCAUCCCUUUGUAUAUUCCAUAUUUGGUGACAGGAAAGUGGUUGCUGGGAAGAUUUUUAUGUAAAUUAUGGCUGGUAGUUGACUACACAUUGUGCACAGCAUCAGCAUUUAAUGUUGCUUUAAUAAGUUAUGACAGAUUCCUCUGCGUCACCAUGGCUGUUCUUCAGAGAUGAGUCCUGACUGGUGAUCUGAGCAGGAUGGAGAAGAAGAGGCAAAGUGAAUGCCAGAGUUAU